Messenger RNA from Jaminaea rosea, 929 nucleotides. RefSeq names its product S-adenosyl-L-methionine-dependent methyltransferase. The transcript is spliced from 2 exons. NCBI's taxonomy places the organism in Eukaryota, Fungi, Basidiomycota, Exobasidiomycetes, Microstromatales. Bases 156 to 875 code for a protein of 239 amino acids. Gene Ontology annotation, molecular function: S-adenosylmethionine-dependent methyltransferase activity. The record is from RefSeq and is a predicted model, not a curated record.
CUCAUACCUCUGCCCCCAGCAAUGGGCAUUGUAGUUGACGGCAACGGGCCGCGAGAGGAGCUAGCCCUCUACAAGGCACGGCAUGCAUACCUCCCUGCCACCUCGCCCUCUUACGGAAGUGCGUAGGGAACAGCAAGAUCGCGAUGUUCAGAGCGAUGGCUGACUAUGGAGCUUUUCCGCGCGCUGUGCUCGCCUCAGUCGAUUCUCCAAUGGGUCUCAUCAGCUCGUUUGCAUUCGCACCAAUGUAUCUGUACGCCUCGAUGAAGGGCAAAUUUGACUUCUGGCGCAAUCUGCUUGAGAAGACACUUCUUCGCCCUGCAGCAACAACGAGCCAGGAUGAUCCAGCAGUCGACCUCUCCAUUCCUACCCUUGACGCGGGCUGCGGACGCGGACUUGUUCUGGUACAGACGGCCAAGAUACGGGCCCAGUUGGCCGGCACUAUGAUCACGGAGACUCGACUGGCCAAGUCAGUCGGCAUCGACCUCUUCAUCCCGUCAGAUCAGACCGGCAACUCCGUGGACGCGACGUGCUCGAAUUUGGUCGCUGAGGGUGUCGCAGAGGUUACCGAGCUAUACAAGGCGUCCUUCCUUGCGCUGCCUUUCGAAGACAGCACGUUCGGUUUGGUGACCAGCAGUCUUGCUUUGCACAAUCCCAAGCGUAAAGAAGAUCGCUUGAAGGCCGUUGCUGAGCUCGGUCGCGUGCUCAAGCCUGGAGGCACUCUCCUUGUUCUCGAUCUGGGUGGAUACGUGCGAUACUUCCGCAACCACGUCAGGGACGACAUGGGAUGGAGGGACGUCGACAUGACUUGGGCUGGAAUCGGCACAAGUUUCGGGGCUUGGCCGACAUACGUUCUGAAAGCCAAGAAACCGGUGUAGGCCAGUCAUUGCGUGAGAAGCAGUGUUCAUCUGGCGCACCUCAUGAAGAUGCAG